UAAAUGCGACAUCCACUAAUUUCUCUACUAUUGCUAAUAGCAUUCUACUCUACAUCGUCAGAAGCAUUCGUUCCAAAAUGUAACUCAUUUUAUGUUCGAUGGCCUCGAGUUCGUCUCAACUUCAAGGCAGUUGCUGAAGCGAGACUUUCAUUAAAAGGGUGUCAAUCCGCAUGUUCACUUGGAGAAGAUCCAGUCAGUCCAGGAAAACAAUUAGAGUGUGCUGCAGUGAAUCAUCAAGCAUCUCCAGAUGGCUUUUCACAUCUUUGCGCCGUUUUCCAGCCGCAUCAACUACAAAAUGUUGACGGUUAUGUUGAGGCGGAUGAUCGAUUCACAUUCUACUGGAAAUAUUGCCUUCCUUCCACUCGAAAAUGUUCUGGAGAAUACGCAUUCACAUAUCUUUCGGAUCGUUAUAUGGAUCAAAAGUCAGUUAUAAAAUGGACAACAAAAGCAAAUUUAGAAGAGUGUCUUUCGGAUUGUUUGGAUGAAAAAUCAUUUGAAUGCCGUUCAAUCUCCUUCAAUAGAACAGACGGAGGAUGUCAUAUGUCUAAGGAUUCACAAAUUUCACGACCGGAAGCCAUUCGAUUGAACAAUAACCCCAACUAUCGAAUUGAUUAUUACGAGAAUAACUGUUACAAUUUAUCCGAAUCAUUCACAUUCAAACAUGAAUGUCGUGAUAAUGGAAUCUCAGUCAGCGUCAAGUCUCGUCUUCCUUAUACUGGAGCCAUUUAUGGACUUUAUGACUUCUUCACUUGUCGGACUGAACCAAAAGAAGCCACUGAAUUCGAUCACUUUUUCCCAUAUCAGACUGUCAGCAAGAACUGUUCGGAUUCUAUUAAGUACAAGGGAAACGAAAUGGUACUUGAAGUUGUCUUAUCUACUGAUGGAAUAGAGCCACUUUAUUUCAUUACUCCUGAAGAUUUGACAUACCAGGCAAAAUGUCCAAUUAGUGGUGUAAAAGCAAAGGAUCCCGCUAACACAAAAUCCUCGGCUCAUUUGGAUAACAGAAACAAGGCAAUGGAAGCAUCAGCGCAUGCAUUGUUUGAGUUACUCUCGAAAACUGGAGAUGAUGAAGCCCUUCAAAACACAUUCCCACUUCCAUUGACUACCACAACAGAAGUAAUAAGGCAAGUUACGACUACAACCAAGAAACCAUCAACUACAACUUCUACUAAAAAGUUGACGACCACAACAACCACAACCCCAAAACCAUCCCAAAAACCUACCACCACUACCACCAAAUCCCCUGUUGUUAUUACUACUACUACAAAAACUUCCCCUAAGCCAACUACUUCCCCAAGUACAACAACUUCUACUACUACUUCAACCACAAUUCCACCAAGUACUACAACCAGGAAACCAGCUAACCCUCGCAGAUCCACUAUCAUGUCGGCAACUUCAAAAGUUGCAAUAAUCGUAGGAAAAGAUUCAAGUUUUGCCAGAGCUCGGCUCUUUACUACAAAACAUCCAAGUACACAGAAAAUUGAUGUGCCAACUACUACCGUACAAACUUCAACUACCGUACCAACCACACCAUCCAAAACAACUGCUACCACUACAACAACUCCAAAGCCAACCACUACAGAGACAGCUACAACUUCUUCAUCAACAACCACAGUAACCACACAAAAACCUACAACCGUUACGUCAACAACAACAUUACCAUCCACAACGGCAUCUACAACAACUAAAACUACUACAAGUACGCCCACGUCACCACAAACAACGACCACUCAUGUAGGAGCUCCCGCAUCUUCCGUUGCAUCGGUGGCUCAUGAUGGCUCAACACUUGCCGGAAAACCAAAAGUUCCAGUGAUUUUCGAUAUUUUCCACAACGGACAACCAGUUGAAGCCGUCGUUGUUGGAACAAAAAUCAGUCUAUCAUUCCGUCCACACUAUCCAAUUCCACCGGAGUACGUAGACGUUCGUGGUUGCCAAGUUGAGCCAAUUGAUCCAAAAUAUGAAUGGGAGCACGAGCCACUGUUCAUCAUAAGAGAUGGAUGUCCUGCUGACGGUGUUGGUCUCGUCUGCCCACCAACACAUUCUGAGUUUGGAGCAAAAGUUUCCGUUGAGGCAUUCAGAUAUCAAACAACUGGACAAGUACAGUACUCCUGUCUCGUGAGAAUAUGUCCAUUUGCUCCGUGUCCGAAGAACACAUGCGACGACGUGGAAGGCUGUGACAGUAGCUACAUGCAUCGAUACAGGCGAGAAUUAUCACUUGAAGACAUCAAAAAAGCAUUGGAAGCAAACCCAGAACUUGCUUCUCAGUUCGGAAUUUCACCGUCCGCGUUUGCAAGAAAUCCGUCGAAAUCUAAAAAUUUCACAAGCGUUGUUGAAGAACAACAAAGAAUCGCACUCGGCGGAGAUUAUCUUGUUCGGCGUCGAUUGAUUGUUGUCAACUCUGAAGAUCAAUUGAGAUAUUACGUUCGAACUGGAAACAUCUGAAAAUACACACAAAAAAUGUCUUCAUGUCAGCUUUAUAACUUUGUUUUUAUUCUUCUUUCAUUCAAUUAUCCAAACGCCACACGAGCGGGUCUCACAUGGAAAACUCUUGGAGUUAUUCUUCUUAUGAUUUAAGUUAAAUUUUUUGAUGAAUUCACCAUUUUGAUUGAUAAUAAAAUAUUUCAUCGCUUG
Molecule: messenger RNA, 2631 nt
Organism: Caenorhabditis elegans
Lineage: Eukaryota; Metazoa; Nematoda; Chromadorea; Rhabditida; Rhabditidae
Gene: let-653
Product: Protein let-653
Exons: 10
Coding region: 4-2442 (812 amino acids)
Cellular component (GO): extracellular region; apical plasma membrane
Source: RefSeq, marked reviewed